AUGGCAGAUGACACUUCGGACACACUAGUCAUAUCGGACAAGAGGAAAAUUGUCCGAAAAUUCGGACGGGCCAUUUUUUCAAAAGAUGCAACUGUUUUGAUUUCGGUCAGUAAUAUCAAAGUGAUGACGGCUAGUAAAGUGAUUGCGGCUGUUCAAGGUGCACUGGGAGAAGAUUCUAUUUUGUCCUGUGUCCCUAAAAAUGGUGAUGUGUAUGAAGUAUCAUUGAUUGACAUUGAGUCUGCAAGAGCUAUAGUAGAUAAAGAAUUGAAGAUUGAUAAUCAGCCAAUUUUUGUUCGUCACCUGUCCUCAAAGGUAAAAGUUGUUUCCUUCAUGCACCUGUCAGGACUAAUCACUGAUGAACAAAUUGAAUCAAAGUUAAAGCUAUGGCGGGUUGAGCUUCUUGGUCCUAUCAAACGUCGUCGCUAUGAAAAUACCGAUGUCUUUGAUGGCACAAGGUUUAUGAGGGUUAGAUUUCCACCAGAUGUUUCCUCUCUACCGUAUUCUGUUGGCUUCCAAAUUGAAUCUGGAGUAGAAUAUUACAGCGUUCGUCAUGAUCACCAAGAAAAGGUAUGCUUUAGCUGCCUGUCCCCCGGUCAUCUCAAUGCAGCUUGUCCUGAUAGAAUUUGCCGUAGUUGUAAUAAAAGAGGUCAUAUUCAACGAAAUUGUCCUGAGUCAGUAUGUAGCACCUGUGAUACCAUCAAGAAGGAUUGUGUUUGCGACCCUCCUAUCAUCUGGGCCAUUGGUGCGACUAAUGUUAAGAAUAAACCUCAGAGAUAA
This is a messenger RNA of Lottia gigantea (owl limpet), 777 nucleotides long. RefSeq lists its product as hypothetical. Gene Ontology annotation, molecular function: nucleic acid binding; zinc ion binding. The coding region runs from base 1 to 777 and encodes 258 amino acids. The transcript has a single exon. The record is from RefSeq and is a predicted model, not a curated record. NCBI's taxonomy places the organism in Eukaryota, Metazoa, Mollusca, Gastropoda, Lottiidae.